AUGCCCGCCAACUAUAUCAGAAGUGCCAGGAGAUGCGGACCCACCUGUACUCUACCUUCUGGAUCUGAAAAAAAACCCUUCGACACGGUGAAUCGUGAAGUGCUGUGGAAAAUCAUGCAGAAGUUCGGUUGCUCAGAGAGAUUCACUCAGAUCAUGCGUCAGCCCCAUGAUGGCAUGAUGGCGCGAGUCACGGAUAACGAAGCUGUCUCAGAGGCAUCCAAAGUGACCAAAGGAGUGACGCAGGACUGCAUCCUGGCGCCCACCCUCUUCAGUCUUAUCUUCGCUGCCAUGCUGAUGGACGCCUACCGUGACGAACGUCCUGGUAUCCGCGUCGCCUACAGGACGGAAGGUCAACUCCCCCAUCACCGGCGGACGCACUUCCAGAUGCGUGAAUCCCCAACUCCGUCCACGAAUUUCUCUUCGCGGACGACUGCACCCUCGACACGACCUCGGCAGAGGAGAUGCAACGGAGCAUCUAUCUCUUCUCCGCCGCCGCCUUCGAGAACUUCGAUCUCGUAA
Spirometra erinaceieuropaei is the source of this 519-nucleotide messenger RNA. The record is from the annotation of a GenBank genome assembly. Lineage: Eukaryota; Metazoa; Platyhelminthes; Cestoda; Diphyllobothriidea; Diphyllobothriidae.